This is a messenger RNA of Morus notabilis, 6286 nucleotides long. Its product is annotated as separase. Gene Ontology annotation, biological process: meiotic chromosome separation; proteolysis. The transcript is spliced from 25 exons. The record is from RefSeq and is a predicted model, not a curated record. Bases 1 to 5838 code for a protein of 1945 amino acids. Gene Ontology annotation, cellular component: centrosome; cytoplasm; mitotic spindle. Gene Ontology annotation, molecular function: cysteine-type endopeptidase activity. Lineage: Eukaryota; Viridiplantae; Streptophyta; Magnoliopsida; Rosales; Moraceae.
AUGGAGAGCAAAAAACAAAGUGCGGUGGCUAAGAAUAGUGCAGAAGCAGAAUAUAGGGCAAUGGCUCAAGGGAUUUACGAGAUACUUUGGCUAAAAAGGAUACUGGAAGAACUUUGUAAACCAGUAGAACUUCCCAUGAAACUAUCUGUUGAACUCGAAAAUAAUGGAACAGAAUUUGUUGAACUGGUUGCCUAUUGUGCCAAUAAAUGUCAAGCAAUAGGCCCAAAUUGUUGCAGUAGCAUUGGAGCCUAUCUAAAUAAAAUAGCAGAAGAUAAGGUUGAGACGUGUUUUCAUUUGAUUCUGAGGCUUUAUGCGACAGGGUUGCUCUUGAUUAAUUGCAAGUCAAAGUUCAAGUUUAAUGAUCUUUCAUCGUCUGGAGGUGUAGUAAGAACUUUAUGUGCAGGGGAUGUUAUGCAGAAUUUAUCUGCAUUAGUCUGUUCUUUACGAAGUCACUUUCACAUUGGGUGCAAACGAAACUGUGCAUCAUCCAGUGUUGGUCAUAAGGAUUUUGUUUGUCGAAAAUGUUUGCCAUGUAUUUCUCACAAUGACGCCUCUAUGGGCUGGACACAUAAGGAUGGAAAGGCUUAUAUUCUGUCUUACAUAGCUGCAUUGAAGUUCACAUGCCUGCCACUAGCUGAAUCAGUAAAUUCCGAAAAGAAACAAAUAAUCACAGAAAGUGAGGCUGUAGCUGUGUCUAGCAGACUAUCUGAUGUACAGGAGGCUUUUUAUCAGUUUUGUGAUGUUUUUUUGUUCUAUAAGAGGUUCAAAUCUUAUUAUGAAGGGGAGAAAGAUGGAUUUGAUGACAGCAUUUUAGGUAUAGCUGUAGCGCUGUUUAUUGUCUCCAUCAGAACAAAGCUUAAUAUGAAGAAGUGCAGGGAUAUACUUAACGAUGUCAUUUCCAGUGAAUGGAUUCAACCUUACGAGCUAAAACAUCUUUUUACCUCUCUAUACAAUAUUGGAGUAAUUCUCUAUAGGAAUAAGCAACUUGAAGAGGCAUUAGAGGCGUUGACGUUAUCAUGUAGAGCGUCAUGGACUUGUGUUCUACGUCUUUGCAAUAUGUUUUUGCACAAAGAAGAUGAGUCUAGUGAUGAUGUCUCAGAAGAUGCUAUUGUAAAUUUUGUUAAUGAGUCAUGCACAAGAAAUGCUUUUCUUUUGAAUGUUCUCCAUCAAUGUGACACUCAUAAGGUGAAAAGGAUAAUUGUCGAGAGCCUGGAAAAUUGGUCCGUUGCUGCAAAUCUGUUUGGCAAGCUGCCUGGUCCCAUAUCUUUGGUGAAGCAGUGGGUGAAGAUUGGAUGCACAAGUCAUAAGAAUGUGGAUGUUCAGGAUACUGUUUCAACCUUGUACAGUGUUUUGUCAUCUUCUGAAAAGGUGUCGAAGAGAACUGUCGGGAUAAUCUUAGAGCAGGAACUUCUUGCAUACGAAGAAGUGAAUGCUCUGCAUCCAGAGUUCUAUCAGAAAAUGCAAAUGCAAAUUAUAGGCUACCUCUUGGAAGAUGUGUAUGUAACACCAGAGAGUUGGUUACAGAGAUCAAGAAUUUUAGUGAGAAAGGGAAGGGCAUUGAGAUCAUAUGGGCACUGUUUAAAGGACUGUAUUCAAUGCUUGUCAGAUGCAAUAUCUUCACUUAAGGCUAUGUCUGGUGAUCCAUGUAGCUUUGGGAUUCAACCAUGUCAUCAAUUAGCUGUGGCAUAUUGCAUACGUGCGUUCUGCACUCAGGAAACUGAACCAAGUUCAAAGCAAGUCUUUCAAGAUAUCAGAAUGGCACUAAAGCUGUGGUUGAGAAUUACUACUCCAGAUUCUUUCGCUGCUGAAGAUGAGUGCUUUAAAGUGUUUGAAAAUAUGAUAAUUCUAAUGUAUAAUAUUAUUGAUUUGGUCUCCUUGAAGGGUUGCAUGGACUUUCACUAUGAUAUAUAUAGGAUUAUGUUUAGAUUGUUUCAAUGGAAGAAUGUCCCAUUAGAGAAGCUCUUGGCUGUACUGUGGGAAUGUAGGAGGCUUAGACAUGCCCUUUGCGCUUCACCUGUUAAUGAGGCAUUCUUGAUGAGCUUAGCAGACCACUGUGAUGGACAAUCUAUUGAUUUUUGGAUAAGUUGUUUGAAAGGAUCCCAACCGUUACUGGUUGGCUUGGAACACAAUUUCUCAUUUCUAUUUGCGAGCAUUCCCCGAGAUUCAUUCAAUUUUGGAAGCUGUUUUCGAACAGAUAUUACUGUGGAUGAAGUGAAAGAUGCAGCUUAUGAACUCAUCUCAAAUGAUCCUGCAUCCAGUUCUGCUUUUGUAGCUGGAUAUCUUUUUUCUGAUUUGAGUGAAAGACUCAUUUCAAAUGGACGUAUAACAGAGGCUCUUACUUAUGCUAAAGAAGCUCACCGGUUACGUAGCAAAAUGUUUGAGGAGAAAUUUAAGUUUUCUGUGGAACAACAGCCUGAAAAGUCCAACGAAACUAGGGAUGUUGUUCAGAAGUUAUCCUGCAGCCUUCAUGAUCUGCAAGUCCGUAGAUCAGUUGCUAAUGAAUUUUGGUCCUUUGAUACUAUUUCUUUGGACUUGGAAAGCUGUUAUCUUAGUCCAUGGAUUAUACUUCAAUGUUAUCUUGAAAGCACCCUUCAGGUUGGUAUCGCUUACGAACUAAUUGGUAAUGGAGCUGAGGCUGAAGGUUAUUAUCUGUGGGGAAAAAGUAUCGCCCAUUCACAAAACCUUCCACUAUUUAUGAUUUCUUUCUCUUCUGUUUUGGGUAAAUUGUACGGCAGGAAGCAACUAUGGGAUUUGGCAGAAAGAGAACUACAUAGUGCCAAACAGUACUUGGAGGCUUGUGAGACAGAAAUUUCUUGCUUAAAAUGCAGACUGAUGCUAGAGAUAACUGUUGAUCAGAAUCUUGGUGAUUUAUUCCAAAGCAUUGUUGAUAAUUCUAUUGGGAGAACAUCUAUAGAGAGUUCAUCUCGUGCUGAAGUUCUGUACAAAGUAGUUCUUGACAAGUUAAAUCAUUCUGAUUGGGAAACCUGUGCUCGUUUUACUGACGCAGCACGAGCUUGGAGCAUAGUGCUUGAAAAGAAUAAUGUAAAAGAUGUUGAUCAUGGUGCUAGCAAUGCUUUUGCUGGCACUAACGAAAAUCAGCAGGAUGUAAAGAAGCCCUCCAGGAAGGGCCCAAAAGAAAAUAAGGAAGUUAAAAAGUGUAGAAAGACUCGGAAUGCAUCAAAACCUCUAUUGACGGAUCAAGAUUCUAUUCCUAAUAACAAUUUGAGAACAACUCGAUCCAAGAGCCGAUGUUCUCAGAGCCGGAGCAUUUCCAGUGAUGUAGAAGUUGGCAAUGUAAAACAUGAUGGCAGUGGUGAGAAUGAAUGUUCUGGCAUUUUUAGUCAGAGAGAUAUGCUGUUGGAAAUAAAAAGUUGUGAGGUUGCUUUUGGGUAUGAGGACAGGUGCAUAUGCAACAAAAUGAGGUGUUGGCAUUGUCUUCAGAUUGAAGUUAUCAAGGAUCAACGGCUCAACAAGUUUAUAGAUAUGAAGUGGGAAUUUGUCCGCCGGAGGCUUUUGCUAAAUCUACUCAGAAGCUUAGGAAAUUGCUUGGUGAAUCGUGAUCAACAUCAUGAAGCACAUAAAACUUUUAUCCAGAGUUUGUUAAUCCUUGCCAAUCAGGAUUCAUUCCAUCUCACACCCUCAUACGUUUCCCUCAGUCUCUUGCUUGAUAUAGUCGGGAAGGAGAUCUCAGGAGAUAUUUUCAGUGUUGAGCGUGCAGAAAUACUGUACAGCAUAAGUUGGUUUUCUUUGAAAGGCUACCGUUCUAGGGACAACAGAGUUAGUUGCUGUGACUUGUAUCAUAUUCAACUACCACAACUUGUGACCUGGCUGAUGCAUGUUUUUGUAUUAUGCCGUGAAGUUCCUAUACUUUUUCAGAAGGUUUCUAGAUUACUUGCUGUUUUGUUCUUAGUUGCUGCCUCUGGUGAUCUUUGUUCUUUAUCGUCUUCUUGCAAAGCACUCUCUGAAAAUCAUUGGGCUUCAUUUUUUCACCAAGCUUCACUUGGUACUCAUCUUAAUUAUCAAUUCUCUACAAAUCAUAACCGUAUAUAUAAAGCUCAACAACUUGUGGAUGCUGAGGAUUCAUGUCAUACUGGAUCAACUUGCUUAGGAGCAGAGAUGAGGAACUUACUAAGGCUUGCACCUGAGUCUAUUCAAGAUCUUGAAGAAUUUGUAGAGAAUUUUUUUGUGGGCUUCCCUUGUACUACUGCAAUUUGUAUAAGUUUGCUUGGAGGUCCUUAUACUUAUUUAUUACAAAAGCUGCUAGAUGUUCAUUCGUAUGUUUGUGCGUGGAUGCUAGUGUCACGCUUGGACUCUGAAAGUCAACCCAUUGUUCUCCUUCUCCCUGUGGAUUCCAUAUCAGCAGAAGCUCCAGAUGAUGCUGCAAUGUCUGGUUUUUAUAGUUCAGAAACUAAAAAUCUGGUAAAGCAUUGGCAAUGUCCUUGGGGUUCAACUAUCGUGGAUGCUGUGGCUCCAGAAUUUAAACUGAUCUUGGAGGAAAAUUACCUCUCGUCUUCAAAUUUUCCUUUGGAAAAAACAAAGGAGAGUACGAAGUUAUGGUGGACAUUGAGAAAGAAACUUGAUUACCGCCUUGGUGAAUUCCUAAGGAACUUAGAAGAUUCAUGGUGGGGACCAUGGAAAUACAUACUUCUCGGAGAACGCUCUAACUGCAAGAGCUUGGACUCGGUAUAUAAGAAGUUGGCACGGUCUUUGAAAUCAAAAUGCAAAAUGAAUGUAAAUGAGAGUCUUCUUAAAGUUAUUCUUGGGACUCCAAACGAUGCCUUUGAAGAAGAGGAAUUUGUCUUACACCUAUGCUUAAGGAAAGGUUGCUAUAUUGGUAGGACUGAAUGUCGUGAGAAAGACAAGUGGUGUCCAUCACCUAAUGACACUAGUGGCAUCGAGAAACCGUCUGAUUUGGCCUUGCAACUAAUACGUGAAGCAAUAAAUGAGCUUGAAGGCGAGGACUGUAUGACCCGAGAACCAAUAAUGUUAGUACUGGACUUUGACGUACAGAUGCUUCCAUGGGAAAAUAUACCGAUACUAAGAAACCAAGAGGUUUAUCGAAUGCCUUCUGUCUGGAGCAUCUUGACAAGACUUGAUAGAAGCUACCACAAUCAAGGGCAAACUAGAACGUUCCCCUUUAUUGAUCCCUUAGAUGCUUUUUAUUUGUUGAAUCCCGGUGGUGAUCUCAGCAGCACACAAAUUGAAUUUGAGAACUGGUUUAGAGAUCAAAAUUUUCAGGGGAAGGCUGGACAAGCACCCACAGCUGAAGAAUUGGCAGCAGCAUUGAAAAGUCAUGAUCUCUUUUUGUAUUUCGGGCAUGGAAGUGGGACUCAAUAUAUAUCCAGGUAUGAAAUUCAAAAACUGGAAAACUGUGCUGCGACUGUCCUUAUGGGUUGCAGUAGUGGUUGUUUGACACUCAAUGGCUGUUAUGCUCCAAAUGGUGCUCCAUUAUCCUAUCUACUAGCUGGUUCUCCUGUGAUUGUUGCCAAUCUGUGGGAAGUCACGGAUAAGGAUAUUGAUCGAUUUGGGAAGGCCGUGCUCGACGCUUGGUUUAAAGAGAGACUCAGUUCGUCUACAGAUUGUGCCAAAUGCAGCUUAGUGGCAGAACUUGAAGCCAUGAGCUUAAAAGGCCGUAAAGGUAAUACCAAGAAGAAAGUACAAAGGAAGAAACUGCCCGACGCUUGUGAAAAGGAAUCGGUUGUUGAUUGUGAUCAUAGACCAAUGAUUGGAUCAUUCAUGAGUCAAGCUCGUGAAGCAUGUAUACUACCUUACUUAAUUGGAGCAUCGCCAGUGUGUUAUGGUGUUCCAACAGGUAUAAGGAGUAAAAAGGAUUUAUAGCAUCGUGUGGGAAUAAAACUUUCGCUUGUCUGGCUUAGGAAUGGUUUUCAUAUUUCUAGCCUCCCACCUUAGUUACCCAAAAUUAAAUUCCUAACCAAUAAGUGCCUGCAAAAAUCAUGCCGCUCCAGCUCCACUAACAUCUAGAACAUGUAAAUACCAUCUGACACCAUACCUGAGUUGUACUUUAGUAUUAGAUAUCAACAGAUUUGCUUGCCAUUCUUAACCUUUUUAAAUGUUGCAGAGCUUAUACCUCUCUUUUCGGCUCCCUUGAAAGCCCGUCUAAUUUCUUGCAUUUCUAUAUUAAGCUGUGGCCUCUUCUUUCAUACUUGUACUAAGGGUGGUUGUUGUAUUGUAAAUGAUAGAAUGCAUAAUUACUAAGCUUCUGUUUCCUUCACACCAUUUGUUUAAUUGUAACACUAACUGAUCUUCUAGAGAGAAAUGUGUACUG